Messenger RNA from Myiozetetes cayanensis, 6450 nucleotides. Its product is annotated as cullin-9-like. Gene Ontology annotation, biological process: ubiquitin-dependent protein catabolic process. Lineage: Eukaryota; Metazoa; Chordata; Aves; Passeriformes; Tyrannidae. The record is from RefSeq and is a predicted model, not a curated record. Bases 317 to 6361 code for a protein of 2014 amino acids. The transcript is spliced from 29 exons. Gene Ontology annotation, molecular function: ubiquitin protein ligase binding.
UCCCGACUGGGUGAUGUGCAGCGGAGCCCCGCAGUACAGACUUGCACUGGCCCCUGGGUCCAGCAUGUGUGUUCCAGCUGGCUCGGGGAGCUCCAUCAGCACACAGGCAAAGCGUUGCAGCUGAACUUCCUGGGGAAACCUGCCGUUCCUGGGCACUGCUGUCCGUGUUCCUGCCAUGCCCACAGCCCAUUUGGCAGUCCAAAAAUUACUGUGUUCUGCCCUGUUGUCUUGUUUCUACACAUGCACAGUUAGUUUUCCAAGGAGAAAGCAAGCUACAUCUCAUACUUCACUAGACUUGCAGUAUUAGGAAUUUGUAAUGCUGACCAUGUGUACAGCCAGUACAAAAGCACGUUUUAUUGGUUGCCAUGUCACCAGCACUAGAUCACAGAUCUCUAGCCAUAGCGUGCCUCAGGCACAUCUCCCCAGCUCCUGCUUCCCCUCUGUCUCUGCAGGCACAUCUGCUGCCAUGGUGAAUGAGAAGCACGGUGGCAACCUCCUUGUGCAGCUGGGACCCAAACUGCAGGCCUGCCCGGAGAAGCUGCUCCAGCAGCGGCGAGGCCACGAUGGCCAGCCUGAAUACCUGAUCCAGUGGAGUGUGAUUAGCUUGGAAGAGAGAGCAGUGGGAGGCGGCAGUGCCUCCUCUGCAGAGACCAAGCCAGAGAACAUCUCGAUGUGGAUGUCUGCAGAAGAGGUCUGUGCCAGCUGCCCAGCACUGCUGGGCAAGAGGAGGCUGGAAGGGCGGUGGGUGAAAGAGGAGAAGGCGCCCAGCCCGUCGGCUGCAGAUGUGCCGCUGGAUGAAGCCUCGCUGCUGGAGAUGAAGGCCGACGUCAGGAGCCUGGUGCAGCGAGCCACGCGGCAGGUGGCCGAGGCCGGGACGCCCGAGUGCUCCAUCCUGAGCACCGUGCACGUGCUGAGCGCCUACGCCAGCAUCGGCUCUCUGGUGGGUGCCUUCAGGGAGACGGGAGCCCUGGACGUGCUGAUGAAGAUGCUGUGCCACAGGGAGAAGCAGAUCCGCCACGGUGCCGGCAAGAUGCUGCGGGCCCUGGCUUCGCACGAUGCAGAGAGCCGGGCCUAUGUCCUGCUGUCCCUGAGCCAACAGGAUGGCAUUGAGCAGCACAUGGACUUUGACAGUCGGUGCACCUUGCUGGAGCUGUUUGCUGAGAUAACAUCCUCUGAAGAGCAGGGCAUGUCCUUUGAGGGGAUUCACCUUCCACAGAUCCCUGGGAAGCUGCUGUUUGUCCUGGUGAAGCGCUACCUGUGUGUCACUUCUCUCCUGGACAAGCUGAGCAGUGGUGUGGAGCAGGGAGAGGAGCAGCAGGGCUGCGCUGUGCCCAGGCUGCUCCCUGAGGAGAGGAGCCGUGUGAAGCAGGAGUUUGAGUUCAGCAUGGCCAUGGCAAACCUCAUCUCGGACCUGGUGCACGUGAUGGGCUGGAACCACAGCCACAAGCCAGAGCUGCCGCCCCGAAGGGAGCUCCGGCCUCGCACCACCCGCUCCAUCUUCCAGCACAAAACCCCAGCCAGCACUGCUGCUGAAGCAGCCCCUAUUUCUCCACUGAAAGAGCCCAUCCCAUUCAAGACACGCUCGGCAUUCCCAAGCCGCAGCAGCUACGUGGAGUACGUGCAGGGGAACCUCGUGCCUGGCAUGCGAGUGCGCAUGCUGGAGGACUACGAGCAGGUCAGCGCGGGUGACGAGGGUGAAUUCCGCCGCAGCAAUGACGGCAUGCCGCCCGUGCAGGUGUACUGGCAAGCCCUGGGCUGUACAUACUGGGUGCACUGGCACAUGGUUGAGAUGAUUGGCCCUUCAGAGCAAAAGGAGCUCGAGGGCCAAGAGAAGGUGAACACCCUGACACAAAGACACAGACUGAGAGCAGUUGCACAACCAUUUUUGUGCAAGCCCCUGGGAGGUCUGUACUCCCUGCCUUACCUGGGGCAGCCACCGACCAAGGCUGCAGAGGCCCUGAGCCGUGCCGAGUGGUGGGAGCUGCUCUUCUUCGUGAAGAAGCUGGAAGCACAGGAGCAGAAGGAGAUCGCCUUUCUCAUCCAGCAGGACCAGGGAGAGCAGGUGGAUGAAGAAGCCCUGAUCCGGCUGUCGGUGCCUGUGGAGCUGGCCCAGAAGGUGCUGCAGGUCCUGGAGAAGCGGUGCCAGGGCAGCACUCUGCGUGACCUGCGUGGCUCCCGCGUCUAUGCCAGAUACUUCCUCGUUAGGGGGGCUGAGCAGGAUGGUGGGGGGAGCACGGCAGUGUCCUCAGAGGGCAGUGGCUGCAGGAGCAUUGGCCGUGAAGCUACGAUGGUCAAGUCAGCAAAGGAAGACCUUUCUGCAGCCACAGUGCCGCCCCAAGCCCCCAGUGUGGCGGCCAAGUCCGAUUCCCAGCUGUUCAGCGAGCUCUUUGGGAGGGAAGGGCUGUUCUUCCCAGAGGUGACGGAGGAGCAGAUCAAAGUGUUGGGCAGCCCCAAAGGGGUGAGCGGGAGCGGCUCGGUGGCCGAGAUUGCAGCCACGGUGGACGUGAUCCAGAGCAGCAGCUCAGCCGUAGGGCUGCGCUUAGCUGGGCUCAAGCAAAUCUUGAAGAUCCUGGAGGAGGAGCCUGAGUCCGAGCAGCAAGUUGGCACAGCCCAGGGCAGGCUGGGGACCGGGAGCGCUGGGGAGAAGCUGGUGCAGGUGGCAGUGGAGCUGCUGAGCACUGAGGUGGCAGAGAAGGCGCUGGUGGCGGUGACGCUGCGGCUGCUGGCCGUGCUGAUGGCGCAGCGCGAGUGGCGUGUGCCGUUUGCCACGGAGGGCGGCGUGCGGGCCGUGCUGGCCUGCAUGCAGCAGCACAGCUCCUCCGCCCUGGUGCAGCAGGCUGGCCUGGCGGCCCUGAAGGUGCUGGUGGGAGCUGCAGACGGUGAGCCAGGAGGUGCCGGUGGGAAGUCCUCGCCCUGGAACCACGCCGACACGCAGAUGAUGCGGGAGAUCUUUGCCAGCAUCGGCUCUGCCUCCAGCGAGGGCUCUGCCAGUCUGCUGAGUACCAUCCCUGCUGCCCUGAGCGCCAUGCAGAGGGUCCCAGGGGGCUCCUCAGGAGUGCAGAACGGCUUGCUGGUGGUGAACAUGCUGAUGGAUGGGCACCAGGGCCUGGCGGAGCAGCUGGCGAGCUGCGACCUCCCCGCGGUGCUGCAGAGCUGCUGGAGGGACGGGCAGAGCAGCGGCUGCCCUCACGCAGUGCUGGCCCUGCGCGCCAUCAACCGCCUGGCAGAGCACCGGCUGCCCCUGGGCCUGGAGGCAGCAGGCAGAGAGGCCCCGCUGGACCUGAAGGGCGUGCGGAUGCUUCUGGGCAGCCUGGAGGAUGGCGCCUUGUGCAAGGAGGUGGUGGUGGCCCUGGAGCGGCAGCUCUGCGGGGAAGGCCCUGUCCCCUCUGGGCAGGUGGCCCAGCUGCUGCAGGACCACAGCUGCUUCAGGCUGCUGCUGCGCAGCUUGGAGCUGCUGGGGGCGGAGAAGGCUGUGAGCCUGAGCAUCCUCAGGAUCCUGAACAAGUUCCUGGACAGUUAUCAGGAGGAUGUGCUGCCCUGGCACGAGUGUGUGGAGCCCUGUGUGUCCUCCCUGAGCGCCCACAGCAGCAGCUGGGAGGUGCUGCAGGAGGUCGUUGGCUUCCUGCACUGCCUGGCCACUGCCAGCAAGGACUGCGUGGUGGUGAUGUGCCACGUGGGCACCCACGAGGCUCUGUCCAAAGCCCUGGAAAAGCACAGCGUGGCUCCGUCGCUGGCACCAGCGCUGCUCAACCUGGUGACGGACUGUGAGAAGUACUCCAGCCUCUACAAGAAGCUGACGACCAGCAUCUUGGCUGGCUGCAUCCAGCUGGUCCUGGGACAGAUUGAGGAGCACCGCCGGAGCCACCAGCCCAUCAACAUCCCCUUCUUUGAUGUCUUCCUGCAAAACCUGUGCCGAGGCUCCAGCCUGGAGGUGAAGGAAGAGAAGUGUUGGGACAAGGUGCAGGUCUCCUCCAACCCACACCAGGCCAGCAGGCUCACAGACAGGAACCCCAAGACAUACUGGGAGUCAAAUGGCAGCACUGGCUCGCACUUCAUCACUGUGCACAUGCAGUGUGGUGUGGUGAUCAGGGAGAUGAGCAUGCUGGUGGCCAGUGAGGACUCCAGUUAUAUGCCAUCCCGUGUCGUGGUGCUGGGUGGGGACAGCCCUGCCACCAUCAGAACGGAGCUCAACACAGUUACCAUCCUGCCUUCAGACAGCAGAGUGAUCCUGCUGGAGAACAUGACCCGCUUCUGGCCCAUCAUCCAGAUCCGGGUGAAGCGGUGCCAGCAGGGUGGCAUUGACACACGUGUGCGUGGCAUUGAGGUGCUGGGUCCCAAGCCCACUUUGUGGCCUGUCUUCAAGGAGCAGCUGUGCCGGCGGACGUUCCUCUCCUGCACUGCUCGGGCUCACGCCUGGUGCCAGGAGAUCUGCCGGGACCGGGGGCAACUGCUGCAACUCUUUGGCAGACUGAACCGGGCGCUGCAGCACGAGCAGGGCUUCGCUGACCGCUUCCUUCCUGAUGACGAGGCAGCCCGGGCGUUGGGCAGGACGUGCUGGGAGGCCCUGGUGAACCCCUUGGUGCAGAGCAUCACUAGCCCAGGCCCCGAUGGCAUCAGUCCCUUGGCCUGGCUGCUGAGGGAGUACCUGGAGAGCGUGGAGCCGCCCCGCCGUGCCAGGGGACACAGGGCUGCCUUUGGUUCCCGUGUGCGGCGCCUGACCCAGCUCCUGGUGCACGUGGACCCUGGUGGCCCAGAGCCAGAGGAGACAAGAGCAGCUGGUGAGAAGGCAGGGAAGAACAAGGAGGUGCCGGCCAGGGCUGCGAAGGCAGUGGUGGAGAAGUCGAGCGGCUUGUGGGGAAUCUCGCAGUGCUGGCGUGGCGUGGUGCAGCAGCAGGUGCAGCAGUUCCUGGAGGCAGCAGGGCAGGUACCAGACCUUGCAGAGCAAUACUGCAGGCUGUACCAGCGCCUGCGUGGUGCCACGGAGGAGCUCUUUGGGCAGCAGGCGGCCUUCAUGCUGGCCCUGGGCCAGGGCUUUGCGGGGGCUUUGCUGCAGCUCUCCUUCCUGACUGCCCUGCACGUGAGUGAGCAGUUUGCCCGCUACCUCGAUGUGCAGAUCCAGGAGCUCCGCAGGGCAGCGCAGGGCAGCACAGGGCCGCUGGAGCAGCUGCAGCGGUUCUUGGAGCCCUUUGUCGUCUUCAGUGGCCUGGAGCUUGCCCACACCUUUGAGCACUUCUACAGGCACUACCUGGGGGACCGGCUCCUGACGCAAGGGCCGUCUUGGCUGGAAGGAGGCAUCGUGGAGCAGAUUGGGCUGUGCUUCCCCAGCCGCUUUCCCCAAGAGAUGCUGAGCAACUUGGCUGAGUCAGAGGAGCUCCAGCGGCAGUUCCACCUCUUCCAGCUGCAGGAGCAGGAUAAGCGGCUGCUGGAGCUGGACACGGGCCUGGAUGAGGUGCUGGAGACAGCCUCGGUGGCGGAUGUGCCGGAGGUGAAGGUGCUGGCCCUGUCCCCACGCUGCUGGCCUGUUUCCCCACUCUGUUACAUGGAUAACCCUGGCAGGUUUUUCUCGGCAACGCUGAGCUCCCCCCUGGAUGAGUUUGCCGACUUCUGCCAGCAGAGCCAGAGCCAGCUGGGCUGGGAGUGCACGAAGCCCCAGCGAUUGCAGUGGACGUGGCUGGGCCACGCUGAGCUGCAGUUUGGAGACUGUGUCCUCCAUGUGUCCACACUACAGAUGUACAUCCUGCUGUGCUUCAACAGCACCGAGGAGGUGGCUGUGGAGGCCCUGCUGCAGGCCACAGGGCUCCCUGCUGACCUGGUGCACCAUGCGCUGACACCGCUGACCCACGGCCAGGGCGUCCUGGUGCAGAGCUGCACGCUGGGAGGUGCACUGCGGCUGAACCAGGGAGCCCUGGCCCAGGCCUCUGGCCGCCACCUGAGGCUGCUGCCCCAGCAGAGGUACCUGCGGACAGAGAGGGCUGAGGUGAGCGCCCUGGAAAGGAAGAGGAACGUCCUCUGCUGCCUCAUAACCCGCAUCCUCAAGGUGGAGAAGCAGCUCCACGUCGACAACCUGGUGUUCAGGGUGAUUGAUGCCUGUCAGAAGGGCAGGUUGGGGCCAGGUGUGCAGUUCCUGAGCUUCUGCUGCCACAGCGUGGACGUGCUGUCCUGCGUCCUGCACCUGUUGAACCAGGGCUAUCUCCGGCGCCAGGAGGGGAGGCCUCAUGUCUUGGAAUACAUCUCUGCUGAACCCACAACACCCCCCACUUCCCAAGUCCAGCCACAGAUUGCCUUCCAGACUGUAGAGAUCAAGAUGGCAUCUAGCCUGGCCUCUGCCGAAAAGAGAAAGACUUUUUCCACAUUCAGGUAGAUGAGGACCUGGUUGGGAGGAUUUAGGCUGGGUCCAGUCUGUUUCUUCCUUGUGAGUUCUAUUUAAAUAAAUGAGCCAAGUGCCAUCCA